AUGCGCCAACGCAGUCAUGGAGGCCCAAAGUUGCCGCGCGAGCUCCUCGACCAGCUUGGAGCUUCCGGAGCUUCGCAAAGCAAUGGUCGUUCCCGCGGUCGGGUUCUAGGUCGCAAGGACCGUCGCAAGGCGGAGCGCGAACAGAAGAAGUCGCAGCGCCAUCAGCCCCGGAAAUUCCAGCGUUCUGCUCCGCAAGACGAAUUCGAGAGCGACGACGACGACGACGACGACGAAGAUGCGUUUUCCCCUCCGCCUGCAAAGCCUGUGAAGAGCAAGGCGGAUGAGAAGCCGCUAAAGUCCGCGCUCAAGCGCGCCGACGCGCCCGCAGAGCCAGCGGCGAAGAAGAGCGCUGGCAAGGAGAAGGCCAAAGAGUCGAAGAAGGAGAAGAAGAAGCGGUCGCCGUCGCCGCCCCCGGCAAUACCGAAGAAGGUUCAGGCAAAGCUCGAGGAGGACGACGCCGAAAUUGCGGCGCUGGAGAAGAAGCUCGGCCUGAAGGGCAAGAAGAAGCUGCCCAAGGAUUUCGACGACGACGGCCUGGCAGACCUCUUGGACGGCCUGGACGACGAGCUCGAGUUUGCCGUAACGGGAAAGCGGAAGCGAUCGUCGGAGGACCAGGCAUGGUUGGACAGCAAGCGGCGGAAAGCUGCAGGAGGUCUCACGGCGGAGGAGAGCUUUAGCGACGAUAGUGAAGGAGAGGACGACAGCGAAGAGAGCGAGGAGGACGACGAAGAGGGAGAGGAAGAUGACGAAUUCCUGGGCUCAGAUGAAGAAGGGAAUCUGGAAGAGGGUGCGAGCUCGGACGACGAAGAAGUAGAUGGUGCAGAGGAUGAUUUUGCUGGGUUUUCAGAAGACGAGGACGAAGAGGGAUCCGAGGAUGACGUCGACGAAGACGAGGAAGUGGAGCAACCAAAGGUUCGAGAAAAUCCAUACAAGCCUCCUGUACCAGCAGAGGUGGCCCCAGCUGGGAAGUACAUCCCGCCUUCUUUACGAGGCCCACCAUCCUCCGACGCGGAGGCUAUGACGAGACUGAAGAGGCAGACGCAAGGUCUUCUCAAUCGUCUAUCCGAAGCGAACCUCCUUUCGAUUCUCAAGGAUAUUGAGAAGCUCUACCAAACCAACCCGCGUCAAUACGUCACAACGACGCUCAUAGAUCUCCUCCUCGGACUUGUAUCCGAUCGUACAAGUCUCCAAGACACCUUCCUCAUUCUUCACGCUGGUUUCAUUGCGGCAGUCUACAAAGUCAUCGGCAUGGAUUUUGGAGCGCAGAUUGUCGAACGUUUCGCUGCAGAAUUCGACAAGUACUACGGCAGCUACAGCGAAGAGUCGAGCGGAAAAGAGACCACUAACCUGAUUUCGUUGUUGGCAGAAAUGUACAACUUUCAGGUCGUCGGUUGCAACCUCGUUUUCGACUACAUUCGGAUCUUCCUCGAGGACCUUAAAGAGGUCAACACGGAACUACUCCUACGGAUCGUCCGAAUGUCUGGUCCUCAACUCCGGCAGGAUGAUCCUACGGCUCUGAAGGACAUCGUCCUCCUCCUUCAGAAAUCGGUUGCAAAGGCCGGCGAGGCUAACCUUUCGGUUCGCACCAAAUUCAUGAUCGAGACGAUCAACAACCUCAAGAACAACCGCAUGAAGACCGGCGUAGCCGCAUCGGCAAUCACAUCCGAGCAUACGACUCGCAUGAAGAAGACGCUUGGCUCUCUGAACUCGAGGUCGAUCAAGGCGAGCGAGCCGCUGCGCAUCGGUCUCAGCGACCUGCGGGACACGGAGAAGAAGGGAAAAUGGUGGCUCGUCGGUGCAAGCUGGAGGAACAACAUGGCAGACGAAACGGUCGCCGCGGAAGAGAAGCCCUCGAAGGCGAAGAAGGCCAAGGAAGCACCAGCCGAAGAAAUCAUCGUGAGCGGUACCACGGACUUGUUCCAGCUAGCAAAAGAGCACCGCAUGAACACGGACAUUAGGCGUUCAAUUUUCAUCAGCAUAAUGUCCGCCUCAGACUUCAAAGACGCACAUAUGCGUCUGAUGAAGCUUCGGUUGAAGAAAGCCCAGGAACUCGAGAUCCCGCGGGUGCUCAUCCGUUGCGCAGGCGCAGAGCAAAGCUACAAUCCCUACUAUACGCUGAUCGCUAGGCGCCUGUGCUCCGAAAAGCCGCUCAAGAAGGCGUUCCAGUUCAGUCUCUGGGACCUCUUCAGGCGCAUGGGGGAGAAGGACGAGAUGGAUGAUGCGGACUUUGAUGAAGAGGACGGAGAAGAGGCCCUGACGACCCGUGCGAUUGUCAACCUGGCCAAGAUGUUUGGCACGUUGGUUUCGGAGGGCGGCCUGUCCAUUUCUGCUUUGAAGACGCUUAACUGGGGCUAUUUGCAAGAAAAGACGGCAGCUUUCGUCGAAGUGUUGCUGUCAACCGUGAUCCUGCGGUCUCAGAAGAAGACAGCAGACCAACGUAACGAGGAAGCUCUGCUGGACGUGGUGAUGAACGCAAAAGAGGCACCUCAAAUGGCACGCGGGCUGCAGUACUUCUUCAAGAAAGUAGUCAGCAAGGCGGAGGCAGCGGGCAGCAAGUCGGAGAGGGAGACGGUGCGGUGGGGCGCGCGCGUGGCGGCGGACGGGCUCACGGUGCUGGCGACGCAGCGCAUCGAGGCCGAGUAG
Messenger RNA from Lasiodiplodia theobromae, 2643 nucleotides. RefSeq names its product Nuclear protein. The coding region runs from base 1 to 2643 and encodes 880 amino acids. Gene Ontology annotation, molecular function: protein binding; RNA binding. The record is from RefSeq and is a predicted model, not a curated record. The transcript has 3 exons. Gene Ontology annotation, cellular component: nucleolus. NCBI's taxonomy places the organism in Eukaryota, Fungi, Ascomycota, Dothideomycetes, Botryosphaeriales, Botryosphaeriaceae. Gene Ontology annotation, biological process: ribosomal small subunit biogenesis.